Molecule: messenger RNA, 2719 nt
Organism: Pungitius pungitius (ninespine stickleback)
Lineage: Eukaryota; Metazoa; Chordata; Actinopteri; Perciformes; Gasterosteidae
Gene: galnt1
Product: UDP-N-acetyl-alpha-D-galactosamine:polypeptide N-acetylgalactosaminyltransferase 1
Exons: 14
Coding region: 599-2269 (556 amino acids)
Biological process (GO): protein O-linked glycosylation
Cellular component (GO): Golgi apparatus
Molecular function (GO): polypeptide N-acetylgalactosaminyltransferase activity
Source: RefSeq, a predicted model, not a curated record
GGGUCGAGGUGGUGGAGGGAGGGAUGAGCAGUGAUGCUGCCUCUCUGCGCGCUCCGCACAUCGGCAGCGGAGCUUCAGUCAGACGGACCCGACCCCGGGGAAAGGCAGCAGCACGUCCGCCCGCGCAGCGUCUCCCCCGGCUGAACCGUCAUCACAUUCAUGCCCUUUUCAAAUGGAUGUCACCAGUUGUUCCACCGGUUGCCCCGGGGCAGCGGUCCUGUAGCCGCGUUCAACGUGAGCAAAACGGCUCAUCCCGGGCUUGUUUUUUUUAUUUUUUUUGAGGCUUGUCUCGACGGCACAGAGAGGACCACACUCCCCCCAAUCUGCCCCCUCCCUCUACACCAUCGUUAGCACGCUAAGCUAGCUAGCCCGCUAACUUAGCUUGCGAUACUUUACACCUUAUCGGCGGUCAGUUUUAUUUUCCUUGGAGCUAACUCGAGGUCCCCUGCGCCACAGCGGUGAAUUGAGUCGCCCGGUCACUCUAGGAGCAAUGUUUGAGUGACGGGCAAAGGACUGUGGGAUCGCUCUCGCCCCGCCCCCUGUGCUGGUGGAGCAACCCGCACGUCUGACCAGAGGCUCCCACAGUCAUUUGGACAGGAUGCGGAGGUUCGCUUACUGUAAGGUGGUUUUGGCCACUUCUCUAGUGUGGGUGAUGCUGGAUAUGUUCAUUCUACUCUACUUCAGCGAGUGCAACAAGUGUGAUGACAAGAAAGAGAGAGGACUACCAGGGAGACAAGACACCCUGACCCGGCCGCGGGACGGGCCCGGUGAAGGCGGAAAGCCCGUGGUGAUCCCGAAGGACAACCAGGAGAUGAAGGAGAAGUUUAAGAUCAACCAGUUCAACCUCAUGGCCUCGGAGAUGAUUGCACUCAAUCGGUCUCUGCCUGACGUCCGCUUGGAAGGGUGCAAGAACAAGUUGUACCCGGAUAAUCUUCCCCGUACCAGCGUGGUGAUUGUAUUUCACAAUGAGGCGUGGAGCACACUGCUGCGAACGGUCCACUCCGUCAUCGACCGAUCACCCCACACACAGCUGGAGGAGAUUGUCCUGGUGGACGAUGCCAGCGAGAGAGAUUUCCUGAAGCGGCCGUUGGAGCAGUAUGUCCGAAGGCUGGAAGUCCCUGUUAGAGUGGUGAGGAUGGAGCAGCGGUCUGGACUUAUCCGUGCUCGCCUCAAAGGAGCGUCCAUCUCGACUGGCCAGGUGAUAACCUUUCUGGAUGCUCAUUGUGAAUGCACAACAGGGUGGCUGGAGCCUCUGCUCGCCCGCAUUAAGCAGGACAAGAGAACGGUGGUGUGCCCCAUCAUCGACGUGAUCAGCGACGAUACGUUCGAGUACAUGGCGGGAUCAGACAUGACGUACGGGGGCUUCAACUGGAAGCUCAACUUCCGCUGGUACCCCGUCCCCCAGAGAGAGAUGGACCGCCGCAAAGGAGACCGCACGCUGCCUGUCAGGACUCCCACCAUGGCAGGCGGCUUGUUCUCCAUAGACAGAGAUUAUUUCCAGGAGAUCGGCACAUAUGACGCAGGCAUGGACAUCUGGGGAGGAGAGAACCUAGAGAUUUCUUUCAGAAUUUGGCAAUGCGGCGGGACGCUAGAGAUCGUCACAUGCUCCCACGUGGGUCACGUGUUCAGAAAGGCCACACCCUACACGUUCCCUGGGGGGACGGGACAGAUCAUCAACAAAAACAACCGACGCCUGGCCGAAGUCUGGAUGGAUGAAUUUAAAAACUUUUUCUACAUUAUCUCCCCUGGUGUGACCAAAGUGGACUAUGGCGACAUCACAUCUCGCUCGGCUCUGAGGCAAAAGCUUCAAUGUCAACCCUUCAGUUGGUACUUGGAGAACGUCUACCCUGACUCCCAGAUCCCCAGGCACUAUUACUCCCUGGGAGAGAUCCGCAACGUGGAGACCAACCAGUGCCUGGACAACAUGGCCCGCAAGGAGAAUGAGAAAGUCGGCAUUUUCAACUGCCACGGCAUGGGAGGCAACCAGGUGUUUUCUUACACGGCCAAUAAGGAGAUCAGGACGGAUGACUUGUGUCUUGACGUGUCCAAGCUAAACGGACCCGUCAUGAUGCUGAAGUGCCAUCACCUCAAAGGCAACCAGCUCUGGGAUUACGACCCUGUGAAGCUGAGCCUGAUCCACGUCAACAGUAACCAGUGUCUGGACAAGGCCAGCGAGGAGGACAGCCAGGUGCCCAGCGUCAAAGACUGCACGCACGCACGCUCCCAACAGUGGCUUCUCCGCAACGUCACACUACCAGAGGUCUUCUGACCGCGCUCUGCACACACACACACACACACAAACACACACACUCACACACACACACAGCGACCCAGAGGGAGCCACCGGAGGAACAGAUGUGAAAUUGGGCGCACGGAGAGAAAAGACUUCCCACGUGGGGAUUUGGGAGGAGAAGAGGAGGCCGGAUUGGACGGUGCUACCGCGGCGAAGGGGGGGGGGGGUGCUGGGGGGGGCGACACGGAGACGAUGGCUGUUGUUUUGUUUUUCUUGUUUGUUGUUUUUUUAAAGAGAGAUUUUACCUCGGAUCGCUGGGUGUGAAUGCGAGACUGUCCAGCGGGGUCGAGGUUUGCACUCAACGCUUCCUUGGACAAAGCAGUCCACCCUCAAUUCAUCACUUAACGUUUACUGACCGCCGUCGUGUGUGUGUGUGUGUGUGUGUUGAGAUGAUUGUAAGCUUUGAGAACAGAGCUGAAUUUCUUU